GCGCCGCGGGGGGAAGGCGGGCGGAGCGGGCAGGCGUGCGUGCGCGGCGGAGCGCGGCCGGGAUGCGGCAUGGCUGUGGGCUCCGUGAAGAUGCCGCCGCCGUGUGAGGGCGCGGAGCUGGCCCGCAGCUGGAGCCCCGGCGGCGGAGCCCACGAACCGCCGCCGGUGCAGCUGCGGCAGAAGCUGCGGGAGCUGCCGGCGCUGCUGCGGAGCGGGCUGACGCUGCGGAGGAAGAGCGCGGCCGCCGCCGGGCAGCGGACACUGUCCAGAAGAAUUUCAAAUCCAUACCUGGAAACUUCUUCAAACAAGAUUUAUGGAGAAAGUUCCUCCUGUGCUGGGAGAGCUCUCAGGAACAUUUUUACACUACAAGCUUCUGAUCUGAUUAAAGACAGGGUGUACCUUACUGGAAUUUGCAGGAGAAGCUGUGUUGGAUCAGAACUGGUAGACUGGCUGUUGGAGCACUGCCCUUUUGUGAAAUGCAGAUCUACUGCAGUUGGAGUGUGGCAGCUGCUUCUGGAUAUGGGCAUUAUAUUAUCAGUGGACCGAGAACUCUAUUUUCGAGACACUUAUGCUUUCUACCAGUUCUCAGCGGAUGAAUGUACCUACCUUUUCUGUGAAUUUGAGAAAGAAGGAGGUUGGAAGAAUGCUGUAAAACUCCUACUUCAACUACUGCCAUUGUCUCCUCCCAGGAUUGACAUGUGCAACCUGCCUGAUCAAAAAAUAGAAGAUACAGCAGAAACCAAUGCUGAAAUUCUUGCUCGUCUCACUUCUGCGGUUCAGAGAGAGCUGGCUGCUGUCAUUGCCCUGAAAGCGAGGAAGUCAGCAAUUCAUCAAAAUGAAGAAAACAGCAGUCAAGAAAUAAGAGGGCUGGAAGAGCUCAAGGGUGCCUCUGAUGCUCAGGCAGGGGUUUUGUGCAAGCUUCAGGAGAGAGAUGACAUUGGACGAAUUGAGCUGGUCCAGAAGCUGGCACGAGAAAACUGUCAGUUUUUGCAGGCGGAUAGAAAACAACCAGAGAAGACUGAACAACAGCAAGCCGACGAUGGAGGCGGCCGCGAGCGGCCGCGAGAGGAGGCCGGCCCCGCGCUGGUGCUGCGGAAGGUGUGGUCACGCAGCCCGGCCCCCGAGCGGCGCGGGAGGUACGUGGUGGUGUCGGGGACGCCGGAGAAGAUUUUGGAGCAUCUCCUGAGCGACCUGCACCUGGAAGCCGCGCAGGACAAAGAGACGGAAACUCUCCUGGAUGACUUCCUUCUCACAUACACAGUCUUCAUGACAACAGAUGACUUGUGCCAGGCACUUCUGAGGCACUAUUGUGCAAAGAACCAUCAAGGGAAAGAAGAUGAUUCUGAUAUAUCCUGCAGGAAACGAAAGGUCUUGCAUUUGGUGUCUCAGUGGACUUCUCUCUACAAAGACUGGUUACAUGAAGAUGAACAUUUAAAACAAUUUUUAAAGACAAUAUAUCGGAAUGUGUUAGAUGACGUGUAUGAAUAUCCCAUUCUUGAGAAGGAGCUGAAAGAAUUUCAGAAAAUACUUGGGAUGCAUCGUCGUCACACUGUAGAUGAAUAUUCACCACAUCGAAAGAACAAAACCUUUUUCCACCAGUUCAGUCUAAAGGAGAACUGGCUGCAGCACAGAGGAACCAUGAAUGAAGCAGAAGAAAUUUUCUGCCGCGUGUACAUCACGGAGCACUCCUACGUCAGUGUGAAAGCUCAAGUAACCACUUCAGCGCAGGAGAUAUUGAAGAUUGUUGCAGAAAAGAUCCAGUACCCGGAGGAGGAGUUGGCACUGGUGAUCAUCACGUUCUCUGGUGAAAAACAUGAACUACAACCAAAUGACUUGGCCAUCUCAAAAUCUUAUGAGUCAUCCAGUCGUAUGUUUGUCUACCGAAAAGACCUGACUGAUUCUUUGAACCCAUUUGCUGAAAAUGAUGAGUUGCAGCAACGAUCUGUGAGAAUUUUGGGAAUCAACACCUGGGAUCUUGCCUUAGAACUAACCAAUUUCGACUGGAGCCUCUUCAAUGCAAUUCAUGAGCAAGAGCUGAUAUACUUCACGUUCAGCAGACAGGGCAGUGCUGAAAACACUGAGAAUCUCAGUCUUCUACUUCAAAGAUGCAACGAGGUCCAGCUUUGGGUUGCCACCGAGAUACUUCUCUGCAGCCAGCUCUGCAAACGUGUACAGCUAGUCAAAAAGUUCAUCAAGAUUGCUGCCCACUGUAAAGCCCAAAGAAAUCUGAAUUCAUUCUUUGCUAUUGUUAUGGGUCUCAACACUGCAUCUGUCAGCCGGCUGUCUCAGACCUGGGAGAAAAUUCCUGGGAAGUUCAAGAAACUUUUCACAGAACUGGAAAGCUUGACAGACCCUUCGCUGAAUCAUAAGGCUUACAGAGAUGCAUUCAAGAAAAUGAAAUCUCCGAAGAUUCCCUUCAUGCCCUUACUCCUGAAAGAUGUAACAUUCAUUCAUGAAGGAAACAAAACAUUUCUGGAUAACCUUGUUAAUUUUGAAAAGCUGCACAUGAUUGCAGAUACUGUUCGAUCAUUGAGACAUUGCAGAAAUAACCAGUUUGGCAAUGAAGUUCCUUCAAAAGAGCAUCAUGAACUGAAGCCAUACGUCCACCACCUGCAUGUCAUUGACAACCAGCAAGCACUCUUCGAGCUUUCUCACAGGAUAGAGCCGCGAGCGUGAGCGUACACAGCUUCGUAUAACCUUGUAACUGCAGCACUUUGAAUUAAGUGAAUGUUUAUGCUAAGCAUGUUGCUUCCCUAUAUGAGAACAGUCUACUGAGUUUUAUCAGUAGCUAACACAACAUGCACAGGAAAAUCGGGCAGAGCAAGCAAAGGAGCUGCCCUCAGAGCUGCAGGGCAAGCUGGGUGCCAUCCCCACUUGUCACCAAACGGAGCAGCAUUCUUCGAGCUCAGGAGCUUGGUUUCUGUGAAAAUAUUGUUUGGUCCAGUGUAGCUUUCAAUGCAGAUUCUGCCAGUAUUAGAAAGAAAGGAAGCGUCGUGUCACAGCAGCAAAACAUUUCCACAAGCAACAUGCAGCAAGGGGAUUCUCAGUUCACUGCAGUACGUACCUCACUAAUUCAAGGUUGCCAAAAAUACUGUGCAAUCCGUGCAGCUCCCCUGAGUCCACUGGAGCAUCUUGUUUGAGAUAAGUGCAGACAACCAGGAAUGGAAACAUAAAAAGGCAGUGCACCAGGUGAAACUCAAGAUCGUGUCAUGAUCUGGAGGUCAGAACUAAAGAGUUGAUACUGUUACCGCCCCCCAAGCAUCUGCUUUAUAGAAUACACUACAGGAGCCAAUCCACUUUUGUUGCAGUUCCUGGACACAAUUGUUUGUACACAAAAAAUACAUUAUUUUCUUCCUUUUCAGUUAUCUCAGAUUUAGAAUCAGCUCCUGCAGAUAAUGUGUAAUAAACUGUUAUAGGUGGAGCUUUUUUUUCAGCUUGGAUUAAAGCCUCCUUUGUGUCUGUUCCAAGGCAAUGCCUGGGCUCGCCCAUGUUCCUAACUAACCUUCUGGAAAUACUCUACUUCAGCAGGCAAAAUAUCACCUCACUUGCACACAGUUCCAGUUUCUAAAGAGCAGCAGGGUGCCCCUUACAGGAUACCAGGGAAUGACCUGCAUACACAGCAGGCUCUCAGUAUGAGGGUCCUUUUCAACCUCUGCACCCCUCGCACCCUUGCCCAAGCCAAUUUUCACAUAGCUAAAAGUAGUUUUUCUGAGCACAUAUCAAGACAGCAUUUCUAACGUGCUCACCACCAUCACCACAGCUCUGUUUUUUAGUGUGAAGUUACCCCCAAAUAAUCUGGUGUAUGCCACAGGUGAUAGGCAAGGCGUUACUCUGGCACUCGUUUGUAUGCAGACUUGUAGUAACAGUCCCUUUGCAGAGGAGGGAGGUGGAUGCAUUGCACUGCUUUGCCUUUCUCUAUUGCAUGUUUUACGCACGAGGGAGACUUCCAAGAAGAUGCUGCUUUACUGAAAUGUGGGUCUACUGAAGUAGCAUGCUCUUCAUUGUAGUUUUAUCUCUGGUUUAAAGGGAUUAAAGAACAGCUUUAACAGGUAGUCUGUGGGGGAAUCUGUAGAAUGCAUUCAGUUUUCCCAUCUGUGAAAUAUUGUAUAGAUCUAUUGUAAAGGAAACAGAUGUUUCAGAAAUGUAUUUGCUUGUACUUUGUUAUUAUCAAAUCCUAUAUGAUUUUUUUUUAUUAGAAAAAAAACCUUCUUUUUACCCAGUGAAAAGAACAAAAAAAAUAAACUCUUGCUGGCCAUGGAGUAAAAAUUUGCUAUGUUCUUCUGUAGAUGUGAUUGCACAUACUGUAAAUAACUCUUUUGUGGAAACAGACCAAAACUGUUCAGAUGAGGACACUAGCUGCAGUGGGCUCCUUUUGCAGUGUAAGAACACAAACCAUGGGUUGUGUUUGCUUCUUGUUUUGUUGCAAUUCUUCCUCUGGCUACAGCACUCCCUGAAUCCCCACUCUGAUGUAUUUACUUGCUUUGUUUGCUGGUUUUUGAGCUCCCCCUUGUGAAAUCUCAUUAUGUGGCAUUAUUUUUAAAAGCUUGGACCUGACUGCAUGUGCUAGCUCAUACAGUAUUCUGCUCCACAAAUUGUUUGGUUGAAACGUGUGGGAGAGGGAGUGUAAGAAAUACUGUGGUUCACUGCAUUCAGCUCUGUGAUAGUUGUGGUGGUUAGUGCUGAUGAAGCAGCAGCAGUGCCAGAGAUAAAUGAAGGAAAUAAAAGAAGAGGAAAAAACAAAAAAAAAAAAAAAGAAAGAGAGAUGACUACUCAAGCAUUGAUUGGAAAGUGUGCUGAAGCCAACCUGAAGGCACCUCACUGCCUGAAGUAAGUGGCUGGGUAAUGCUGCACCAGUGGGCUCCAGGCCAGGUUGGGUAUUGGCUUUCUGCACACUGCAACCCUACACUGAAUCGGGUGCUGUCAGCCCUUACAGCUGGCAGGAAACCAGUUUGAAGGCACACAGCCAGCACUAAGCACAUUAUCUGUUUUCUGGCUAACUGGGCUGUUCUUUAAAACUUGAUGAACUAAUUUUCACAGUGGCCUUUCUUAGCUGAACACGACUGUAUGGUCUGGAGGCCCAACUUUUGUGCAUCAAUCUCACAUUGAAAAGAUGGAUCUUUCAACUGUUACCUUAAAAGAAAGGCAAAUAACCCAAAUCUAGAGAUAAUCUGUAGCAAACAAAAACAGUCCGAGUCUUCCUUCAACAACUGAAGCAUCACAGAGCUGAGCUGCAGUCAGGCAGGCACUUUGAAGUGGUUGUUGGAAAACAAGAAGUAAACCCUGUGAAUGAGAUGGAGGCCCCACACAGUCUCUGCCAGGGCCCAGCACAGGUAACACUGUGAGUUUUAAAUCAUUCUUCCCUCUCCAAUAGUACAUUUCUGUUACAUGGAUAAAAUUCAGGAAUCUUCUGAGUUUAUCACAGUCACACUUGUGGUUAAAUACUUGGCAUAUUUGCAUGAGUAGCUAGGAGGAAUAAUUAGACAAAACAAAGGAAGAAGCUUCCACAAUACAUUUAAUUCUGGCCCCAUCUGAGAUAGAAGCUAACUGCAUUUGCAUGACUCUGGCAAAAAAGACAAAUAAAAGGGGGUAUUGGGAACAAUAAGACAUGUGGCUGUAAACUGACAAAGAAAGAUGUAAAUACUAAACAUUUUAGCAGAGUAAUAUUUAUUUGCAUAGCCUAUUUAUUGUCAUUGUAUUACACCAUUAAGAAGUACUGGGAUGAAGUCAGUGGGCUGAGGAAGAACACCUGCCUGUUACAUUCUCUCUGAGUGCCAUAAUGCUGUCAGCUUGCAUUAAGAGUAAUAAAAUAGAAAAUCCCAAACCAAGGUGUUUACCUAACUUCUCAGGGACUACAGCUAGUAGUUAUCCACCGCUAUGAGACUCGGUAUGUAUGAAAUAAUCUGAUUUACCAGAAUCAAUGUCGCCAAUGUUUUCCUUUUCAUAUUACAUGCUUGUCUGCCUCUGUACAUAUUAAUUGUGUUGUGUAUUUAUGAGAGCUAGUAAGCAAUAAUUUAUAUGUCAAAAUGGCCAAGCAAUACAAGGUUAAAACUUGUAGAAGCAACUGUUAUGUUUAUCUUGCAUUUUCCAGUGUUUUUUAAUAUUGCUUUUCAAAAUAUAAAAACUACCUUAAUGAA
This is a messenger RNA of Numida meleagris (helmeted guineafowl), 6134 nucleotides long. RefSeq names its product Rap guanine nucleotide exchange factor 5 (gene RAPGEF5). Gene Ontology annotation, molecular function: guanyl-nucleotide exchange factor activity. Gene Ontology annotation, cellular component: plasma membrane. The record is from RefSeq and is a predicted model, not a curated record. Bases 70 to 2676 code for a protein of 868 amino acids. Gene Ontology annotation, biological process: positive regulation of GTPase activity; Ras protein signal transduction. The transcript has 26 exons. Lineage: Eukaryota; Metazoa; Chordata; Aves; Galliformes; Numididae.